AUGAUUAAAAACGCACUUGAUUUGUGUUUAUCAUCAUUGUUAACUGCAAUCUCUUUUUUAAUUGAUCAUGCUUCCAAUGGUGAUGACAAUGUUAACAAGCGCAACGUGAAUCCAUCAUCCUCCUCCUCCUCAUCAUCAUCAUCAUCUGUGGCAAGUGAUCCGAAUCAUUCCAAGUCAUUGAAAAAAGUUCCUGUAACAAUCUCUACAUCUGUACAUGUGAAAAUUGCUUCACGUAUCUAUGCAACACCAAUAAAAUUGCCCUUGUCAAAAUAUAUUACAAUUUCUCCAGAAUUAUUUCAAACUUUACUAGAAUUAGAUUAUUGUGCAGCUCGAUUUGAAUUUGAAUUUGUACGAUGUGUUUCACGUCGUAUUAGAACAUUAAAAGAAGCUGAUGAUGUUCAAUUAGUCACUGUACUAUUCUCGGAAACUUUAAUGUGGGCAUUGACUGUGAAACUUUUAUCUGUACAACAAUUAGCCGAUCGAGAUCCAUGUGUUUUACUUGCUUUGCCACGAUUAAGUAUAUUGGUUGGUUGUCGUCUACUACCGGACUCUCUUAUCGGUUCUAAUCGCUUGGCAGUUGGUCAUCGUCUACCAUUCAUGUUUAAAUCAUCUCGUUCGGAAUUAGCCUAUUUAUGCCGACAAUUGUAUGCUCUUCGACCAGAUCAAUUAUGUCGAUUAACUAGAUGGCUUGGACCAAAUGGUUUACCGAAUUUGAUUUAUAAUCAAAAAUUAUCAACUAGAUUAUUAUCAAAUAGCGAACAAUGUACAAAUUCCAAUUGUACUUUACAAGAAGAAGUACACAAUGAAAUGAAAGCAACUACUACAACAGCUACUACUACGACAACUAUCAAUACUCCUCAUGAAUCUCGAUUGUCUUUAUUAUCACUUAUAACAACAACUAAUUCAAUUCCUAAUCACUUAAACAUUUCAUAUCACAAAAAUUAUAUAUGGAAAACGUAUCUUCCUGGAUUACAUCGACUGUAUAAAUGUAUUUCUUCAGUGGCUGAUCGAUUCGCUAGAGAAUAUCCUACAGAGUUACGGUUUAUCUUACAAAAAGUAGUUGAAAUGCAUGAUACUAGUGAUGAGAUGGAGGAUAUAUGUGAAUCUUCGAACUCAUCAUCUUCUUCUCCUAUGAACAACAACGAUAAUACUAAUUCACAAAUCGUCGACACAAUCUCUUCUGUCAAUAAAACAGAUAAUAUUGUUGAUAAGAAUGUAGAAGAAAUUAAAACUAAACUAUUGAUUGAUGAAGAAAAUGAAUUCGAUGAAGAAUUAGAAUUGAAUAUGUUUGACCUAAUAGCAAAUGAAAGCAAACUUCAUAAUUUAACUAAUUUAUUUAAUUGGAAUGAAGUGAUGCAGCAUCAUUAUCAUCAUUGUACUAAAGGAUCAUCAUCACCAAAUCAAUUUGAUGUAGAUAAAUUAUUUCAAGAGUCUAAUACAUAUUUACGAAGUUGUACUACUAGGAGUAAUAACAAUAAUAAUGAUAAAUAUUCUUGUUCGAUUGAUUCAACAACCAGUGAUUGUUCUAUAAAAUCGCUAGAAACAAUCCAUAAACAUACUGAGGUGAUAUCAUCAGAUGGUAUGGUAGUGGUGGUUAGUGAAAAAAGCAUACCUUCUAGUAAUAACGUUACUACUACAAGUACCGAACAAAUUGUUGAUGAGAUUGGCUUAGAUAUUGCAGCUUGUCUAAAUGAUAAUAAUGAUGCUGAAACAUUGAUGAUAUCGUCAAAUCUAAAUUCAAUUUCACAGGUUAAUAAUAAUAAUAAUAAUAAUCAAACCAGCACAUUUUCACAAAGACUUCAAGUAUUAAAUUUAAGUGUUUCAUUUGAAGGAACACAAAAUCCUACUGAUCAUAUAUUCAAUUAUUUACCAGCAUGGCAACCUGAUUCACCGCCAUCUUAUCAUCAAAAUCAAAUUGAUUCAUUGAAGAUAGAAAAUGGUGCUGAUGAUGAUGAUGAACAGGAUAAUAAUGAUGAUGUAGUAGUUGGUCAUUCUUGUGCAUCAUGCAAUCGUCCAUUCACUUUAAUUCGUCGACGUCAUCAUUGUCGUCGUUGUGGUUAUAUAUUCUGUUCAAAAUGUUGUAAUUAUUGGCAAUCAAUUGAAGGAUUAGCUACUAAUAAACCUGUUCGUAUUUGUUCAGAAUGUCAUGAAUUUUUAAACUCAUAG
Schistosoma turkestanicum is the source of this 2166-nucleotide messenger RNA. Lineage: Eukaryota; Metazoa; Platyhelminthes; Trematoda; Strigeidida; Schistosomatidae. The record is from the annotation of a GenBank genome assembly.